Messenger RNA from Macrosiphum euphorbiae (potato aphid), 642 nucleotides. The record is from the annotation of a GenBank genome assembly. NCBI's taxonomy places the organism in Eukaryota, Metazoa, Arthropoda, Insecta, Hemiptera, Aphididae.
AUGAUCUCGACUAUUUCAAUUAAACCGUUUGUGCUUACUACAGCCGAGGAGCUAAUACCGUGGGAUCCCCACACAAGGCACUGUUACUUUCAAAACGAGAGAAAACUAAAAUUUUUCAAAGUUUACACUAAAAAUAAUUGCAUCUUGGAGUGUCGCAGCGUAAAUAUAUUGUCGCAGUGUGGCUGUGUGCCUUUUUACUACUUAAGAACGAAAAACACGCCAGUUUGCGGACCUGCUAAAAUGCCAUGUUGGGUUACCGCGUCACAGGCUUCGUCGGAUUCAUGUGAUUGUUUACCGGGAUGUACUGAAUUUUUUUUCAAAACGUCAUCAAUGAAUGCGCAGCUCACUGAAGCUGCAGCUCAAAACAAAAAUAAAAAUGACUCGGCACCUAGUUCGUUGAUAUUGAGUGUUUAUUAUCAGAGUAAAAAUUUCAUUGGACAUAAUCGAAUAAUGACUUUUACGUUCGGUCAAUUUAUGGGUAAUGUGGGUGGUAUAAUGGGAUUGUGCUUGGGGUUUAGCUUUUUGAGCUUGGUUGAGAUUUUUUACUUUUUAACACUCAGACCACUGGUGAACUUUUGUAAUGCAAAAAGAAAAUUGAAAAAGGUUGACCCAACACGCGUGUUGGGAGAAGAGCCGAUUUGA